UCCCUUCCUAUUCUUCAAGAGCUUCUCCGAGUCUUUUAUUUGCAGAACCUCUUGUCAACAUUUGCACAUUUUUGGGUUUGCCCCCUCAUUUUGAACCAUUUGCCCAUUAGCGCACUAAGCUCUUGGAAGCUCUGCUAAAAUUGCGGGAAGCUCUUUUCAGCUUUUUAAUACUUGUCCACUGGGGAAAAGGGGAGAAGCUCUGGAAGCUCUGUGAACCUCUACGAACCUCUGCAACUUGUUGUUCUUUUGAAGUUGUCACCAUGACGUCUCGACCUAUCUUUGUGGCCACGCAUCCUCGGGCUUGCUCGACGGCGUUCGAAAGAGUCUUCAUGACCAGGCGUGACAUUCUCGAAUGUGCACAUGAACCUUUCGGGGACGCAUUCUACUACGGCCCAGAGAGGCUGUCAGAGAGAUAUGAGAAGGAUGAGGCUAGCAGGUUGAAGAGCGGAUUCGCCGACGUCACAUACAGAGACGUGCUUCAUGGCAUGAAGGCGUCGGUCCCGGAGGGCAAAAGACUGUUCAUCAAGGACAUCACUCACUACCUCUGCCCCCCUGACGGCAAACCAGCAAAGAUUGCCCCUUCGCUGGCUGCCGCUGCCAAGCCUAUGCAGAAUGGCAAGACCACCAACGGCGUCAAUGGCGCGGCCACGAAUGGCAACCAAGUGAACGGAGCAGCCACUAACGGUAACCAUGAGAAUGGAACGACCACCAAUGGCAACCCUGUUAAUGGCACUGCUACCAAUGGCAACCACGUCAACGGAGCAGCAGCCAAUGGCAACCAUGUGAACGGCGCGGCCCCCAACGGCUAUGCCAAUGCCACCAGCGAACCCGGAAACCCCAGCGUGAUGCCCCUGGACAUGCUGCGCGAAUUCCACUUCACCUUCCUGAUAAGGCACCCGCGUAGGUCUAUCCCAUCCUACUACCGCUGCACCAUCCCGCCGCUGGAUGAGAAGACGGGCUUCAAGAACUUCAUGCCCAGCGAGGCCGGCUACAUUGAGGUCCGCAAUAUGUUUGAUUAUCUGCUUAGCCAGGGCAUCAUCGGCCCGCACAAGGCCGGCGAGGAGGCCCCGGCCAACAGCAGUGGCGUCAGCAUAACCGUCAUAGACGCCGACGACCUGCUUGACAAGCCGGCAGCGGUAAUUGAAGCUUUCUGCAAGGAGGUCGGUAUCGAUUAUAGCCCGGAUAUGCUGAAGUGGGAGGAUGAGGAGAAUCAGCAGUAUGCUCUUGAUGCAUUUGCAAAGUGGAAUGGCUUCCAUGACGAUGUUAUUGGAAGCACGUACCUUAAACCUCGUACACAUGGCUGUAAGACGGUGACCAGGGAAUCCGAAGACGAAGAGUGGCGUCAGAAGUAUGGAGAAGAAGGCCGAAGGAUCAUCAGGGACUGUGUUGACACAAAUAUCCCACACUAUGAGUACUUGAAAUCCUUUGCUAUCAAGUUUUGAAGAGUGCUGCCCCAUAGAAUAUAGUUAGAUGGCUUUAAUCAGUAUAUGAAGAUGACCGUAACGUUUUGGUUAUCUAGAAUGGCUGAUUUUCGUGAAAUGAAUAAAAAUAAUCCCUGUUGUACACGCUGAUAUGUACAAUAGUAUACACGUAGUUUUUGAGACUUGGCCUGUGUGGUUCCUCGUAGGGUCGCGACUUUUGCUAAUGCUGCAUUCAACGUCCGUUGAU
This is a messenger RNA of Pyricularia oryzae 70-15, 1668 nucleotides long. RefSeq lists its product as uncharacterized. The coding region runs from base 261 to 1442 and encodes 393 amino acids. NCBI's taxonomy places the organism in Eukaryota, Fungi, Ascomycota, Sordariomycetes, Magnaporthales, Pyriculariaceae. The transcript has 3 exons. The record is from RefSeq and is a predicted model, not a curated record.